Molecule: messenger RNA, 2077 nt
Organism: Clunio marinus
Lineage: Eukaryota; Metazoa; Arthropoda; Insecta; Diptera; Chironomidae
Source: the annotation of a GenBank genome assembly
UCCAUUUCUUUUUUGUACGCAUGUGAAUUGUGAAGACGUUUACAUUGGUGAAUAAAUAAAUAAAUGAAAGAAAGCCCAAUAAUCGGUGCUUAAGUGACCUAAGAGCUGUUUAUAAAUAAAUAAUAAAACAUUUGCAAGCUCAAAUUGAAUUUUGUAGUGGAAGUGAAUAUUUUUCAUUUAUUAAAUGGAAAAUCGAACAUCAGCGUCAUCGCCAAUUUACAUGGCAACUUCUCAUAUCUAUACAAGUUUAAAUCAUUCAAAUCCAUCGCUAAUAUCGUCGUCAUCAGUACCAAUCAACAUGGCGGAGGAUAAUCGAACAAUUAUCACAACAAUAGGAUCAAGUGAAAUGAUCGCCGUUGAACCAAAAUCGGAAGUUGAAGAAAAGCCUGCAAUUUAUCACAUAACAGAAAUCGAUGAUCGUAUUCAGAAUUAUCCGUCACAUCAUCACCCCAUUGAUGAUCGACAUUCCCCAAACUACCCACAUCAUCCGUCAGCACAAUAUUAUUUCUCAGCACCUCACCAUAAAUAUGCCAUCGAAGAAAAACUUCAGAACAGUCAUUAUCGCUAUCCAUACUCAGUUGGAGUUUUAGCAUCAUCAGCUCCAGUUUCAAGCACUGAAAACAUUUCAUCUUCUUCAGUGCCUUAUCAUCAUGUACCUUACUUGACCCACCAUUUAGACACUUCAAUCAAUGCUAUGAAAUUAUCAUCGCCAGUUCCACCAUCAUUAACCCCAUCGUCAGGAUCUUUAAUUAAUCGAUUUAAUAUAAAUUCUACUCCCAACAUCAAAUACUGUUCGAAUGGAACGAUGAUGGAUUAUGUGGAAAGUGAGAACAUGAUGAUGAGAGAGAAUCAUAGCAACAUUUCAUCGCCGGCUUCUACAAUCGCCGGUCUUCCUUCAUCGUCGGCUGUAUCAUGUAUAACUACAACUUCAAAUACAAAUUGCGACAUGAAAAUUGGUAACCCUGGUGGUUCAACAACUUCCUAUAAUAACAAUGCUGGUGAAAGUGAGCCUUGCAAAAAUAAUUCAACUCCAUCUGUUACUUCAAAUACCGUAGAGCAGCAAUUGAGUAGCACAACAGUUGAUACUGUUAAGAAAACUGGUGGAAGGAAACCUGAAAAACCAGCAAUGAGUUAUAUUAACAUGAUUGUCAUGGCGAUUAAGGACUCACCUCAAAAACGUCGUACUCUUAGUGAAAUUUAUAAAUAUCUACAAUCAAAAUAUUCGUUUUUUAAUGGAGAUUAUAAUGGAUGGAAGAAUUCUGUUCGUCAUAAUUUAAGUUUAAAUGAAUGUUUCAAGAAGCUACCAAAAGAGUGUGGAAAGCCUGGCAAAGGUCAUUACUGGACGAUAGAUUCGAGUGCUGAAUAUAUGUUUGAAGAUGAAGGAAGUUUACGUCGUCGACCAAGAGGAUUUAGAAGAAAACAGCAGAUAAAAGCUUACUCGAAUAGUACGCCUUUUUAUCCACCUGCAAAUUAUGAAGCCGCAGCAAUAAACGUUUCUGACAUUCAAAGUUGUUAUCCAACUCCAUAUCCUUAUGAAAGUUAUGGAUCGGCACCUCCAGUGCCCACAGCCCCUUCAAGCUUCUCUGAAGUUCCAUGGCAAUAUCAGCCAGACUAUCAGAGAAAUCCAUCACCACCUCAAAAUGUUCCAUCUCAGCCCGGUGUACUUGAAUAUAAUGGAAAUUAUCAAAAUUAUCACACCUACGAUAAUUCAAAUCUCAAAAUGACCCAAAUGCCAAUGGCACACGCUCAACAAGGAGCCUUGAACGUUACAUCAAGUUCGCCUUCACACAUAUUAAUGUCAAAUGAAUGCAAAACAUCAAUUGCAAACUCAAAUCCGUACCCACCAACAGUGACACCACCAAUUGCAAAUACGUACUACGGUGAACAUAUUAAAUAUCCUAAUUGAAGCUCACACAAAUGUUUCUGAAGGUUCAAUGACCAAAGAAAAGAAUAAUUAAAUUUUAAUUAACAUAGAAAUUUAAUAACAUUGUGCGAUUUUGUUGAAAAGAAUGUUUAGUAAUUUCAAAUUAUAUAAUAAUUAUAAAUAAAUUGAAGUUUUUGUCAAAGUUCAAACAUU